Helianthus annuus (common sunflower) is the source of this 417-nucleotide messenger RNA. RefSeq lists its product as uncharacterized. NCBI's taxonomy places the organism in Eukaryota, Viridiplantae, Streptophyta, Magnoliopsida, Asterales, Asteraceae. The record is from RefSeq and is a predicted model, not a curated record. The transcript has a single exon. The coding region runs from base 1 to 417 and encodes 138 amino acids.
AUGUCCCGUAUCCCCACUGCGGUUGCAUUGCGGAGAGGAGGAAUUGAUGCAGGCGACGGGUUAUGUCCUCUUUGCAGGUCUGAGGUUGAGACUGCUGAUCACCUUCUCACCUCUUGUAUCACGGCUUGCGUUCUGUGGCAAAAAGUUAGUAAAUGGUGUUGGAUUCCUCCGAUCUUCGCGUUUUCGACUAGAGAUCUCUUGGAGAUUCACAAAAAUGGCAGUCUUAAAGACAAGGAAAGGGAGGCUUUGCACGGGAUCAUCGUUGUUGCCUGUUGGUGCUUAUGGCUGGCCCGGAAUAAGGUGAAGUUCUCGGACGUGGAGGUUAAGGUUGAUAAUGUUUUCAGUGACGUGAAGUCUUUGGGUUUGUUGUGGUUUAAGAAUAGAUGUAAGAACAAUCCGAUUUCGUGGGCGGAUUAG